Molecule: messenger RNA, 414 nt
Organism: Trichophyton rubrum CBS 118892
Lineage: Eukaryota; Fungi; Ascomycota; Eurotiomycetes; Onygenales; Arthrodermataceae
Product: RNA polymerase II transcription factor B subunit 5
Exons: 3
Coding region: 1-414 (137 amino acids)
Biological process (GO): transcription initiation at RNA polymerase II promoter; nucleotide-excision repair
Cellular component (GO): transcription factor TFIIH core complex
Source: RefSeq, a predicted model, not a curated record
AUGCCUCGAGCUGUGAAAGGCGUUUUGAUCGAGUGCGACCCGUCUGUAAAAGCCAUCAUACUGAAGUAUGACAGGCUCCAGAAUAAUGAGUAUAUUGUCGAAGACUUAGAGGGUGACGACCGGUACCUGGUUGUAAAGGAGAGCCAGCUUGCGAACCUUAAGAUUCGAUUGGCAAAGGCAUGGAUUUCACCGCAAACAGUAGCUGCGAACUCGACGGAAAACUUAUGCAACCAGAAGAAUCCGAGUCAGAGUAACUGCUAUUCCUCCACGGCCAUGCGUAUGAUACACUCGAACCCUUUACUGCAUCCAGGCCGGUUCCUAUCAAACAAUGUCGGUUCUCCGCAGAUACCGAGUGAUCGAGACAUGACUACUCAACGUAACUAUUUGAACAAUCCGCCAGAAACGCCUGAAUAA